This is a messenger RNA of Drosophila busckii, 1486 nucleotides long. RefSeq lists its product as uncharacterized. NCBI's taxonomy places the organism in Eukaryota, Metazoa, Arthropoda, Insecta, Diptera, Drosophilidae. The record is from RefSeq and is a predicted model, not a curated record. Bases 1 to 1458 code for a protein of 485 amino acids. The transcript has 3 exons.
AUGGUGGACACAGUUUGGCAGCGUGUUAAAAGUCUGCUGCAAUUGCCAGAUCUAUUAGUGCUGUCUUGUCUAUGGCAAUGUGGCCUUAGCUGGGGCUAUUAUCUAAAGUCUGCAUUUGUCUAUGACAAUAUCUGGCCACAUUGGUAUGGGUUGGCGGCAGCGCUAAUGGCGCUGGUCUUAGCUAUAGGCUGGACGCUGCGCAAAUAUUUCAAGCAGCAAUAUAGCUACGAUCAUUACUAUAUAAUAUUCUAUGGACUGCUGUGUGCGCUGCUGGGCAGUUGCUUUAUGCUAAGCAGACAACUGAGCAUCAGCUACUACUUUAGUCUCUCGGGCAUGGGCGUUGUCUAUGUGGCGAGCUUUAGUUAUGUGAGUCUGCGUAGCGCUGCCAGCGGCCUGCGUGCCGCACGCCUGGCCUUGGGCAAUGCCUGCCAUGCCGCUGGACUGGCCUGUGGCUUUAUCAUCUUUAAUGAGUUUGAGCCACAACAUUGUGGGCUGUUGGCCUUAAGCCUGCAGUUGCUGCUGCUGGCGUUUGUUUGUGUUAAUGAGCUGCUGCAGCAUUUGGCGUGGCACAAUUAUAAGCAGAGCAAGGAUUUGGUAUUCCAGCUGCUGAACGAGGAGCGUUUGGUCUUUCUGCCGCGCCAGUCGGUGCUGGCGCAAUUUGUAGCACGCAGCGACUACGAGCUGCGCUCCAAUCGCCAGUGGUGGGUGUUGCUCCCAGGUGGGUUGGUGUUGCUGCUGCAGCGCUGCUGUUUGCUGCAUGCGCCAACGCAACUGCAGCUCAUGUGGACCGCCAGUCUGGCGUUCACUCAACACUCUCAGCUCUAUAUGCCGUAUACGCUUUAUGCCGCGGGCUGCGGCUUGGGCUGUUUGCUGCUGCUGCGCUAUACGCCCAAGUUGGUGUUUCUACUCUUUGGCAUUAUACAAAUCACGCUGGUGGUGGCGCUGCUCAGCAUUUACCACGAGGAUCAGCCAGAGCAUUGUUUUCUCUUUCUCUGCCUCAUCUACGCCAGUCUGGGCGUGCUCUCCAGCCAUGCGCUGCACUGGCUCCUAGAGCUCUCUCCCUUUCUCUAUACAGAACUCAUUUUCUCGCUGGGCUUUGUUCUCCAACUGCUCGUACUCGAAGCCUGCAAGUAUGAACUACGCAUUGCAGUCGAAUGGACCGCUCUGCUCAUCAGCAGCGUCAGCUUUCUGCUGCUCACAGUCGUGGGCAUCAUCCUGGUGCUUUGGCUGCAGCCACGCUCCACCAGCCUCGUCGACAUACGCAACCGCCUGCUGGGCAUACGACGGCUGCAUCUGCCCGCCGCUCAGACUCAAUUCUGGCAUACGAAUCACUUUCUGGCCCAUGACAAGCCCGCGAGCGAGCUGCAGUCUGUGCAGCUGGACAAGUCGCGUGUCUUUCAGCAGUAUCCGAUUAGCCAGCAUUCGGCCACAGCCAAUGGCAAGGCACAAAAGUUUUGAUAAUAAAAUGUUUAAAGUGCUGCCCUUA